AUGGACCUCUCAAGCCUCGACCAGCGGGUGCGAGACACCAUCCAAAAGCACUCGUCCGACGAUAUCCCCUUCCGCGCCACCACCAGCCAUGCCCACAGGACCUGGGCCCGCACCUUCACCAGCAAGCCCGAGCUGUACAUCCGACCACAGUCCGUCCGCGAGGUCCAGAAGGCCGUCAACCUCGCCCGCCAGUGCAGGCGGCGCAUCACCACCACCGGCGCCGGCCACUCGCCCUCUGACCUGACCUGCACCUCCUCGUGGCUCGUCAACCUCGACGAUCUGCGCGAUAUCAUCCAUCAUGACACCGACACCAACAUCGUCCACUUCCAGGCCGGCAUCCGCCUGUGGCAGCUUGGCGAGGAGCUCGACCGCAUGGGCCUGGCCAUGCCCAACCUGGGCAGCAUCAACGAGCAGUCUGCCGCCGGCGUCAUUUCCACAGGCACUCACGGCUCCUCCCUGCGUUAUGGGCUGAUCAGCCAGUCCAUCGUCGAGCUCGUGAUCGUCACCGCCGACGGCCAAGCCCGCACCUGCAGCCGCACCGAGAACAACGAAUUGUUCCGCGCCGCGCUGCUGUCGCUUGGCGCCCUGGGCAUCAUCGUGGAGAUCAAGUUCCAGACCUCCGCCGCCUACUCACUCAAGUGGACUCAGACCAUCGACUCCGAUGCUGUCAUGUUCCGCGAUUGGACCUCCACCCUCUGGGACCGCGGCCACUUUGUCCGCGUCUGGUGGUUUCCCUACACCCGCCGGUCCGUUGUCUGGACCGCCAACGUCACCACCGAGCCGCACCGCGAUCCCCCUCGUGACGGCUACGACGGUACUCUCGGCUAUCUGGUCUACCACAACCUCCUCUGGCUGACCCAAUACGUCCCACGCGUCCUUCCGUGGGUCGAGUGGUUCGUCUUCGGCAUGCAGUACGGCUUCCGCGACGGGAGCACCACCUCAGCGGUGCAGCCGCAGCGCAAGGCCCUGCUCAUGAACUGCCUGUACAGCCAGUACGUCAACGAGUGGGCCAUCCCGCUGAGCAAGGGGCCCGAGGCCAUCAGGAGGCUGUCGUGCUGGCUCAACAACCUGCAGCCGGGCGACCGCGACUACUGCGAGCACCGCAUCCCCUUCAGCAGCCGCGGCCUGUGGGUGCACGCGCCCCUCGAGGUGCGCGUAACCGACACCUCGCGCUUCCUGCCCAACAUAGACGGCACCGGCGUCGAGUCGCGGCCCUACCUGGACCCGACCUGCAAGGACGGGCCGACCCUGUACCUCAACGCGACCCUCUACAGGCCCUACGACCUUGACCCGCCCUCACUGGAGCGCUACUACGAGGCAUUUGAAUGGCUAAUGCGGGACCUUGGUGGGAAGCCGCACUGGGCCAAGAACUUCGCCCAGGUGAACGUCAAGGAUGUGGAGGACAUGUACGGCGAAGACCUCGAGGCGUGGAGGGCCGUGAGGGAUAAGAUGGAUCCCAGGGGCUUGUUUGUUGGUAGCUGGCACCGACGGUAUGUGCUUGGCGGCGAAUCCCCCCUUCCGUUGGAGGAGAGGGAGGAGAACAAGGUGUUGAGGAAAGGGAAGGGCUGGUUCUGGCAGGGAAAGAUGGCGGAGAACUGA
This is a messenger RNA of Diaporthe citri, 1599 nucleotides long. RefSeq lists its product as uncharacterized. Gene Ontology annotation, molecular function: D-arabinono-1,4-lactone oxidase activity; FAD binding. The record is from RefSeq and is a predicted model, not a curated record. The coding region runs from base 1 to 1599 and encodes 532 amino acids. The transcript has a single exon. Lineage: Eukaryota; Fungi; Ascomycota; Sordariomycetes; Diaporthales; Diaporthaceae. Gene Ontology annotation, cellular component: membrane; mitochondrion.